This is a messenger RNA of Drosophila persimilis, 808 nucleotides long. RefSeq names its product TBP-related factor. Gene Ontology annotation, molecular function: DNA binding; RNA polymerase II general transcription initiation factor activity. The record is from RefSeq and is a predicted model, not a curated record. Gene Ontology annotation, biological process: DNA-templated transcription initiation. The transcript has 2 exons. Bases 3 to 665 code for a protein of 220 amino acids. Lineage: Eukaryota; Metazoa; Arthropoda; Insecta; Diptera; Drosophilidae.
CAAUGCAAUUUCAUUUUAAAAUUGAAGACAAGGACAUCGUGCCUGCGGCUGCCAGUCAUGUGAUCAAUCCGCACAGUUCUUUGCAGCCCCAGCAGCCCGCUGUGCUGGUGGAGCCGAAGGAUGCCCAACAUGAAAUCAAGCUGCAAAACAUUGUGGCAACCUUCUCCGUUAACUGCGAACUGGACCUCAAGACCAUCAAUUCCCGGACCCGCAACUCUGAAUACUCGCCCAAGCGUUUCAGGGGCGUAAUCAUGCGCAUGCACUCGCCCCGCUGCACGGCGCUCAUCUUUCGCACGGGCAAAAUCAUCUGCACUGGGGCCCGCAACGAGAGGGACGCUGACAUUGGCUCCCGCAAGUUUGCGCGCAUUCUCCAGAAGCUUGGAUUCCCCGUCAAGUUUAUGGAGUACAAGCUGCAGAAUAUUGUAGCCACGGUGGACCUGCGCUUCCCCAUACGCCUGGAGAACCUCAAUCAGGUGCACGGCCAGUUCAGUUCCUACGAGCCAGAAAUGUUUCCCGGCCUCAUUUACCGCAUGGUCAAACCACGCAUUGUCCUGCUGAUAUUUGUCAAUGGCAAGGUAGUCUUUACGGGUGCCAAGUCGCGAAAGGAUAUCAUGGAUUGCCUGGAUGCCAUUUCACCUAUACUGUUAAGCUUCCGAAAGACGUAGACGGAUAUCUGUGGAAACGGAUAUCGGUUAUUAUCGAGAGUAUUUUUAAAUAGUUUUUUAAACGCCUUUUUAAGAACAAUGCCAUUAUUUAGAUGUGUAGCACAGAUGAUAUUUCAUAGAAAAUUUACAUAUAUAUUUAUAGA